This is a messenger RNA of Trypanosoma grayi, 588 nucleotides long. RefSeq lists its product as hypothetical. NCBI's taxonomy places the organism in Eukaryota, Euglenozoa, Kinetoplastea, Trypanosomatida, Trypanosomatidae. Bases 1 to 588 code for a protein of 195 amino acids. The transcript has a single exon. The record is from RefSeq and is a predicted model, not a curated record.
AUGCUGCGCAGGACGAUGUGGCGACUGGGUGGUGGUGGCGGUGACUUGUUCCCGACAACAAAGGAGGCUGCCCACCUCACGCCGUCUUGGGUCAUGGCGCGGCACCCACCGCCGCCACCGGGUCAAGGUAAGUGCUACGUCAGCACCACGAGACCGGCGGUGCGUUCCAAAUGGCAGCUCACUGUGCCGGAGGUGCACACCCUGACGGUGGCGCAGCUGGACGCACCGACACCCCGCAACGCUGUUCUCCCGCGGCCGUCAGGACGUGUGGUAAAGGCUGCUCUAAACGGUGUGAACAGCGCACUCAGCCACAAACCGAAGCCUAGUCUGAGUGGUAUAGCAGCGGUAAAUAUAGCGGCGAAGAAAUAUAGUGAGGCCCGCAUGAAGACACGGGACUACGCCGAGCACCAGCGUCCAGCACGGCUGCCGCCUGGAUGGGAGAGGACAUCGGAUGUGGUGAAUCUUUCGGAGUGGAUGUAUAAACGUAUCCACGACCAUCGCAAGUGCGUUAGUGACAACAAAAAUGGAUACGAAAAAGAGUACAUGUUCUGGGAGGCGAAGCCAGCGCCGCCACAAGUAAAGAAGUAG